AUGGCUCCUGUUGGCUACAGUCAGCUUCCAGGUCCCCCUGGUCCCACAGGUGAGAGAAAAUCUCCUGGGAAACCUGGUAACCUGCCGGACCAAUGGGACUUCCUGGAUCUGCUGGUGCCCCUGGACCCCGUGGAUUUCCUGUACUCCCUAUGCCACCUGGACCCCCUGUACCCGCUGGACCCCCUGGACCUCUUGGACUCCGUGGAUUCCCUGGACCUGUCGGACCUCCUGGACCUCCUGGACCUGCUGGACCUCCUGGGAUAUGUGGACGAGGACCUUGAAGCCUUCAAGAAAAGCUUUUCUAAGUUGGAUCUGGCUGUAAAGAACAACUUUGUCAGGAAAGUUGGUCAGAAGUACUUCGUGUCAAACAAGGAGAGAGGCUCUUUCUCCCGGGCCAUCGAGUUCUGCUCCCAACAAGACUUAGAGCUGGCUUUGCCCCAGAACGAGGAGGAGAACAGUGCACUGACUCAGUUGUUUGGUGAAGUGGACAAAAUGGUCUGGAUCAAUGUCAACAAUAAAAAAGCAGAGGGUAAUUUUGAGACAGAUGUGAACCAUCCCCUGACCUUCACCAAAUGGGGUGAAGGGCAGCCAAACAAAUCUGUCGGGGAUACAGGCUGCACCAUGCUGUCAGAAAACGGUGUCUGGCGAGUGUCACAAGAUUGCUCUGUGAAUGCUUACAUCAUUUGUCAGAUAUAAAAAUAUAUUGUAUCCCUUGCAAGUCUUGCUUUAAUGGAC
Molecule: messenger RNA, 735 nt
Organism: Thunnus maccoyii (southern bluefin tuna)
Lineage: Eukaryota; Metazoa; Chordata; Actinopteri; Scombriformes; Scombridae
Product: mannose-binding protein-like
Exons: 4
Coding region: 1-696 (231 amino acids)
Source: RefSeq, a predicted model, not a curated record